This is a messenger RNA of Closterium sp. Yama58-4, 7803 nucleotides long. Lineage: Eukaryota; Viridiplantae; Streptophyta; Zygnematophyceae; Desmidiales; Closteriaceae. The record is from the annotation of a GenBank genome assembly.
AUGAUAGUUGCUACUCCCACUGCCUCUGGCUCAGCCACUCCCAGACCCCGGUCUAUACAGGAAGAUGCAGAUGCGGGGGAGGAGAGUGUGGAAGGAGUGGCGUCCGGAUUCGGCGUAUCUCCGUACCUGCAGUCGUCGUACGGCUCGUCGUCCUCCGAGUGUCCAGAUGCAGUGAAUCUGGAGGCGAAUAGCAAGCUGUGGGAGACGCCGCCUCCAGAUUUGUCUGCACUUGGGGGAGGUGGGAUCCAGGGCAGGGGCAGGCCGGUUGCAUAUGAGGAUGAGGAGGACGAGGAGGGAAGCUGGUGGAAUGAGAGAGGAGGGGAAGGAGAAGGGGAAGGGGCAGGAGAUGGGUGGGACGCUGGGAGUAGCACUGGUCAGUAUGGUGAUAGCACAUCAGCUGUGUAUGGGAGCGGGGAGGGGUGGCAGGGGGAUGGACAGAUGGGGGCAUACAGCGGAGCAGGAGGAGGACCAGGAGGAGGAGGCGGAACAACACGAACAGGGGGGAAAGAGGGAGGAGGAGGAGGUGCUACAGCUGCUGCUGCUGCUGCAGCACCAGCAGGGGCGGGGGCAGUGCUACCAGGCAGUGUGGAUGCACGGGAGAGGCUAAGGGAGGUGGUGGAGGGGCAUUUCAGCGCGCUAGUGGAGCAGAUGCUCAAAGCAGAGGGGCUGCAGGCAGGGGCUGAGGGAGACCCCGAGGGAUGGCUCGAGGUGGUUCGGCGCCUGGCCUCCGAAGCUGCGUCGCUGGUUCGGCCGGACUCGAGCUCGAUGGGAGGGUAUAUGGACCCGGGCGGAUACAUCAAAGUGAAGUGCAUUGCGGGGGGCAAGCGCAGUGAGAGGUAUGUGUCAGGGGGAUUGUCUGGGUGGAAAAGCAUAGCAGGAUGGUGGGUAGUGUUUGUUUCCCUCAUUUGCUGUUCUUCCUUCCUUGUCAUCCGUACCUUCCCUCGCAGUUGUGUGGUAGAUGGGGUGGUGUGUCGCAAGAACGUGGCCAACAAGCGAAUGGCAUCGGACAUUCGGUGGCCGCACAUUGCUCUGCUUGCCUCCACCCUCGAGUAUCAGCGCUGCCCCAACCGCCUCUCCUCCAUCGACACGCUCCUCGCCCAGCAAGAGACCCAUCUGCGCCACAUGCUACAGAAGAUCGAGCGCAAGUUCCCAUGCCCUGCCCCCACACAAGCCCCUGUACAAGCCUACCCACAAGGCCCCUCACAAGCCUACCCCCAAGGUUACUCCCAACGGCCGCCCAGCAGCCAUGGUGCACUCUCUGUCCCAACCACACCUACGGGAGCAGCAGUGGGGGCGAGAGGGCGGGGUUUCAGAGGCGAAGGGGAGCCAGGAGCGGGGCUGGUGAGGCAGACUGGAGUGCUUGGGAGUGGUGCCUUCGGUGGUGGGGUGGCUGGUGCAGGCGGGCAGAUGGGUGGGCAGAUGGGCGGGCAGGCGGGCGGGCAGGUGGGCGGGCAGGUGGGCGGGCAGGCGGGCGGGCGGGUGGGCGGGCAGGCGGGCGGGCAGGCGGGCGGCAGUGUGUUGCUAGUGGAGGGAACAGUCUCCGGCUUCGCGCAGCAGUGGAUGGUGGAGCACCGCAUGUCUCUCGUCUUCAAUGUCAAACGCUCCCUCCUAGAGAGAGUGGCGCGCUGCACGGGAGCUAAGGUGGCCCAGUCCGCUGAGACUCUGGAUCGGCUGGGGCAGUGCCAGCGGUUCUGGACGCGGAAGUUUGUGGAGGAGUGGGAUGCGGUGGGGAGAGGUGGCGGUGGGGCGGGGGCGGAGGGAGGUGUGGGGGGAGCCAGGGGGAGGGGGCCUGCGGUGGGUGUGAGUGUGGUUGGUAGUGGUGGUGGUGGUGGUGGUGGUGGUGGUGGUGGUGGUGGUGGUGGUGGUGGUGGUGGUGGCAGUAUUGCGGCUGCUGGUGGUGCUGCUGGGGGUGGUCGCAAGAACGUGAAGACGCUGUUCUUUAUCGUGAAGUGGGUGAAGCGGGUGAUGCACUUGCCCUGCCCGGACUCCAUUUCUCUCAGUCCCCCGCACUCCCCUUCCCCCCCGGCUCCACUUCCCGAGCAGGUGUUGCUGAUGGGGGCGCCUACAGCGGAGCUGAAGAGGGUGAAGCGGGUGAUGCACUUUGCAGUGUUCGCCUCCUACCACCUCGCCCUCGAAACCUCCUUCCUUGCAGACGAAGGCGCCCUUCCCCCAGGCAUCGCUCCCUGCCCCCCUCUGUGUGCCACGUUACCUCCUCCUGCUCCUGCUGCUCCUUUCAAUUCCGCUCCUGCUGCUGCUGCCCCGUUUCCGGCUGUUGCUGUUGACCCUCCUCCUCCUCCUCCUGCUGCUGCUACUGCUGCUGCUGCUGGUGCUGCUGACGCGGCUUUCUCAGGUGAAUCUGCUGCUGCUGAUGCUCCAGCAUGGCCAGGAGAUUGUGGGAUUGGGGAGGGUGCAAGUGGGGAGCAAGAUAGACUAGCACAUGCACAGGUCUCUGCUGCUCCGGUUGGGUCUCAUCUGCCGGCUGGCACUCCGCCAUUGGCUGGUGAUGCUCCGGCGGCGCAGCCUCAUCUGCUUGCUGACGUCAUGGCUGCUGACGUGGCUUCCACAGAUAUUUCGUCUGCUGCUGAUCGUUCUGCCAGAACUGGUGCUGGUACAAUCACCCCUCCUCCUGCUAUAGUCACAUCUGUACCCGUUAGUAGCAGCAGCAGUGGCAGCAACAGGCCGUCACCUCGCCGGAUUGCACAGCUAUCAGCAUCCCUCUGGGCCAGUGGGGUGCCUGCUGUGAGGGAGAGUGAAGAGAGCGUGAGGGAGAGUGAAGAGAGUGUGAGGGAGAGUGGGGAGGGUGUGAGGGAGAGUGGGGAGGGUGUGAGGGAGGGUGAAGAAGUUGUUGAAAGGCAGGGUGGUGGUGAAGAAGAGGAGGUGGGUAAUGGGAAAGCAGGAGGAGAAGGAAGGUCAGGUGGAGGUGCAGAGGGUGCAGGAGAGGCGGCAGGAGAGGCGGCAGGAGAGGCGGCAGGAGAGGCGGCAGGAGAGCCACGUGUAGCGAGGCAGCGACAGGUGGGUGAGGACGAGGAGCUGAAUCUGAAGCCUACCCAGCAGCCGCCAGGGGUGCUUUCUCCUCCUCCACAGCUCCAGCCGCAGCAGCAGGCGCAGCAGCAGGCGCAGCAGCGGCAGCAGGGAGGGGUUGGCAUAGCGAUUCUGCUGGAAGGAACAGAUACAGUGGACGCACAUGCAGCGAUUGAAGCUUCUACCAGUGCUCCCGGUGUUGCUGCUGUUGCCAUCAAUGGCCCUACAGCAGCAGCUCAACAGAGCAAGGCGGGUCCCUCAGCAGACUCGUCCCCAUCCGUUGCCCCAGAAGCAGCACGUGACGCACCACCCACAAUACCAGCAGCAUCAGCACCUUCAGCAGCACCAGCAGCAGCAGCAGCAGCAGAAGAAGGAGGGAGGGACCCCGUCCCUCAGCCCCUUGCUAUUCCCCCCUCUCUAGCCCCACAGGCCCAGCUCGCCCCUCUCACCCCACAGCCCCACCUGGCCCACCCGCUGGCCCCGGUGUCCCCCUCAGAGCACCAGUCGAUCCUGGUGUGGGCGUCCAGCCGCUGUGUGUCGCGCAAGCUGCUGUGUGAGCCACCGGAGCUGAUGCGCAUCAAGUAUUACGGCGAUAGGGACAUGCCGCUGGGGCAUUUUCUGACUCAGUUUGUGCUCAACCCCCUCUGGGUGAGUGGGCCCUCUUUCUGGCUUCCAGGAAGUGUGUGGGCAUCGCACACUCUCGCACAUGCCAUGAUGGGACCAUGUGUGGGUCUACCCCCACAACGGAGGCCUCUCUCACCAUUUCCUUCUUCUCUCACCUUCUCUCUUCCCCUUCUCCCUGUCUCCUCUCCUCUCCCCUGCCAGCGCUGCAAGUGCUGCAUGCCAUCACAAGAACACAUGCGUGUCUAUUCCCACAAGGAGGGCUCAUUCGCCAUUUCCUCCUUCUCCCCCUGUCUCACUCUCUCUCUCACUCCCCUCUUUUCCCUCCUUCCUACCUCCCAGCGUUGCAAGUGCGGCAUGCCAUCACAGGACCAUGUGCGUGUGUAUUCACACAAAGAAGGUUCUCUCACCAUCUCCGUGCGCAAGGCCGACGACAUCCUCCCCCCCACACACCCCCUGCAACUGCCAGGGGGAGGGGGGGCAAGCGGGGGUAGAGGAGCCUACGGGGGAGGUGGAGGGGCGUACGGGGGAGGUGGAGGGGCGUACGGGGGAGGCGGGGUGAGUGGCGGAACAGGAGAGGGGGAUAUGGGUUGUGGUCAGGAGUCUGCUGUGUCUGCUGCUGGGUCUACUGGGGCUGCUGCAGUGGGCGGUGCGUGUCCACCGCCCGCUGCCGCGCGGUGCAUCUGGAUGUGGCACCGCUGCCGGCAGUGCCGCCCCGUGGACGGAGUGGCGCCGGCCACGCGCCGCGUGCUCAUGUCUGAGGCCGCCUGCAAGCUGUCGCUGGGAAAGUUCCUGGAGCUUUCGUUUACGAACCACGUGGUGGUGGGGCGGCUGGCGGCAUGUGGGCACUCGCUGCACCGCGACUGCCUGCGCUUCUACCGGUGGGUGGCAGCGUCUGUCCUUUUACCAUGCUUUUUUUCCCUGAGUGGUGAGAUGAUAGCAUGCCUGGCCUACUCGCCCAUGCACCUCUACUCCGUCUGCCUGCCUCCUCUGCGCCUCAGCUUCAACCUCCAUCAGCAGCAGCAGUGGCUCGUGGACGAGUUCAACGAUGUGAGUGCUGCUGCUGUUGACUCAGUUGACUGCGUGACUUGGAACGAUGCCUCACUGCUCAUGUGGCAGCUCAGCACCCAGUUUCUCCUCCCUCCCCCACCCCCACAGGUGGCGGAGGCGGCAGAGCGAGUGUUCAUGGACAUCAUGAACGCGCUGGACGCCCUCGCAGCACGCCUGGUGCAGGUGGCGGAGGCAGCAGAGCGCAUCUUCAUGGACAUCAUGAACGCCCUGGACGCUCUUGCAGCGCGCCUGGCAGCGGGCGGGCCGCUGUCUGCCAGCCGCUUCCCCGAGGCACGCGCGAGCCUGGCAUUGCUGGAGGCGACUCUGCAGCGCGAUAAGGCGAUGUUUGAUAAAAAGCUCCAGCAGGCAGCACCGGAUUUCAGCCUGCCCGCCGGGCAGCCCGUGACAGACAUUCUGGAGCUGAACCGAGUGCGGCGAGAUCUGACCGUCCAUUUGGCCGAGUGGGCGGAGCGGCUGCAAAGAUUAGCGGCUGAGAUUCAACAGCCGUCGCAACAACCAGCCAGCCUCAGAGCAGCAGCAGUAGCGGCACCUCCAAUGCAGUCCGAAGCACCAGUAGCUUCACCUGCAGCAGCAGGGUCGGAAGCAGGUGGAGAAGAAGCAGGGCCUCUGCACCUCGCUGCCCGCUCUGCCGAGGCUCGGCGAAAGGAGGCCUGGGCGGCGGAGGCUCGGGAAACAGAGGCUCGGGGAACAGAGGCUCCAGGGACAGAGGCUCGGGGAACAGAGCCUCCAGGGACAGAGGCUCGGGAAACAGAGGCUCAGGGAACAGAGCCUCCAGGGACAGAGGCUCGGGGAACAGAUGAUGGGGAACCGGGUGCAGGAGGGACAGAGGUUGAGGAAACAGAGGCCGGGGAAGCAGGGAGAGAAGGGUCCGCUCUGCCAGUAUUGGAAGGUCUCGGGAAGGAUGAGGUUAAAGAAGGAGACAGUGGGAGGAAGAUAGAGCAGGAAGGCGAGAGUGGUGCUGGGAGCGUGUUGCAUGAUGGGGAGGAGGGAGGAGUGGAGGAAAAUGGAGUGGAGGGGAAGGAAGAGGAGGUAGUGGAGGGAGAGGAGGGUAUCAAGGGGCGUGGGGUUGAGCAGAAGGGAGAAGAGGGUUUCAAGGAGAGCGAGGUGGAUGGGAAGUUGGAGGGUGGUUGCAAUAAGGGAGAGGGAGAAGUGGGAGCGAGCGGUGAGGCAGCGACCUCAAAUGUAAUGGGUGGUGGUGAUGCUGAGAGUGAGUGCAAGGAGGGUGAGCCAAGCGGCAUUGGUGCAGCAGCAGAUGCAUCUGGGGAGGAGAAGGCAGAAGCAUCUGAUGAGAGCUCGGCGCCCCUUAUUGUGAAUGUGAGCCAGGAACCAGCAGCAGGCAGGGGUGACGAAGACAAUACAGGGGUGACGAUACAAGGUGCUGCCGAGGUGAGUGAGGAGAGGGAUGCAGGACGAGGUAGGGAGGAGAAGGCAGGGGAGGAGGAGGCAGGAGAGGGAAAACCAGGGGAGGAGAAGGAAGAGGAGGAGAAUGCGGAGGCCGAGAAGGCAGGGGAGGAAAGCACACUGGGGAGAGACAAGGUGAGUGCGGCAGAAGUUGCGGCUGCAGUGGCGGAGAUGGCGGAAGAGGAUGAGGAGAAUGUAGAGGAGGUAAAGCAGGAGGAGUUGACUUCUCAGGAUGGUGAUGGCAUGGAUGGGGGGUGCACGGAUGGGACUGAUGGGACAGCGCAGGGCGCAGCUUUGGCGGUGGAAAGUGGGAGAGACGCUGGCAGCUACAGCUUCUCGGAGUGGAGCAGAGAAGGGAGGGUGCAAGGGCAGGAGGGACGGAGUGCAGAGGAAGGGAUUGAGGAGCGGAAGGAGGAGGGUGGAACGAGAGGGGAAGGGGAUGAGAAGAGGGACAAGGCGGGAGGAACAAGAGGCGAUAGGGAUGAGGAGAGAGAGGGGAUGGGAGCGUGUAGGGGAGAGAGCGCGGAUGGUGUUAAGGUUGGGGAUGGCACGGAUCGGGUUGGUGGUAGUGGGGUUGGGUUGGCGAGCAGAGGUGUGGAGCCAGGUAGAGGAGAAAGUGAGGGUGUGGAGAGCGGUGGAUCUAGGGCCGAGCUGGGAACGCCAGCAGGAGCGGAGGGGGGUGGUGCUGGUCCUGGUGCUGGUGUUGCUGGUGACGGUGCUGCUGCUGAGGGCAGUGGCGCUAGUGGUGGAAGCAGAUGUGUUGAUUCGAGAGAGGAGGAGGGAGUUUGCAAGGCAAAGGAGGAGGGAGUUGGCAAGCCAGACGCUGGGCCUGGGCUGUCACAGCAAGACCAUCAGCUUGCAGCAUCCUUCAUACAGCACGAACCGUUACAGGCACAGCCGGGGACAGCGCAAGAAGUGCAACAAGAAUCGUCACAAUCAGAUGGCGUUGGUGGGGGGAGCAGCGGCUCUGCAGCGUCGUUCCAGGUGACUGCUUACUUCGCCAAGCAGUUUGACGCUCUCCGCCGCAAGUGCUGCUCGCCCUUCCCCCCUGCCCCUGCUGCCGCCUCAUCCGGUCAGCAGAAGACUGCAGCUGAUACAGGAGAAGGGACAGCAGCGGGAACAGCAGGGGCAGCAGGGUCGGCAGGGGCAGCGGGGGCGGCAGGGGCAGGGGCGGCAGGGGCGGCAGGGGAGGGGGUGGUGGAUGGGAGUGGUGAUUUGGAGUUUGUGCGGUCGCUGUGCCGCUGCAAGCGCUGGAGUGCCGAGGGCGGCAAGAGCUCCGUGUAUUUCGCCAAGACUGCGGACGACCGCUUCGUCAUCAAACAGGUCCAACGCAAGGAGAUCCUGGCCUUCCUGGACUUUGCCAACGACUACUUCAAGCACCUCUUUGACGCCAUCGAGUCUGGCAACCCCUCCUGCCUCGCCAAGAUCCUCGGCCUCUACCAGGUGACAGCAAAGGGCGUGACUAUGGACGUGAUGGUCAUGGAGAACCUGCUCUACGGCCGUCGGAUCACCAAGCUCUACGAUCUCAAGGGCUCCCGUCGCUCCAGAUACAACGCAGACCGCUCCAAGAGCAGGGUAUUGUUGGAUGAGAACCUACUAGAGGCCAUGCCCACGUCGCCCAUCUUCGUAGGGAAGCGGUCCAAGCAGCUGCUGGAGCGCGCUGUGUGGAAUGACACUGCCUUCCUCGCG